This is a messenger RNA of Silurus meridionalis, 1612 nucleotides long. RefSeq names its product selenoprotein T, 2 (gene selenot2). Gene Ontology annotation, molecular function: thioredoxin-disulfide reductase (NADPH) activity. The record is from RefSeq and is a predicted model, not a curated record. Gene Ontology annotation, biological process: cell redox homeostasis. Lineage: Eukaryota; Metazoa; Chordata; Actinopteri; Siluriformes; Siluridae. The transcript is spliced from 6 exons. Gene Ontology annotation, cellular component: endoplasmic reticulum membrane.
GCGCAUAUCUGGCAACCCGUCAAGCUGUCAGUACAGGCAGACACGGAUCCUGUGGGUGAAGUUGUUCCUCCUGUAAGUGGCCUGGGCGUCGCACGUAGAUGCGGUUUUCCGCACAGAAAUGGCCGAAUAUAGCCACACGGGCAUAUUAACGGCUCUGCUGCUGUUUACGGCUGUGACGGUGAGAGAUAUUUAUCUCGGUCGUACUGCGACAGAGCAGCUCGAGCAGCAGGCCGCGAAGAGCAGCAUGGCCUCCGACGGCUUCCUGGAGCCGAACACCCAGAGGCAGAACAAGCCCAAAUUCUACAUCGGGCCAGUGCUGAAGUUUCAAUACUGUAUUUCCUGAGGGUACAGUAAGGUGUUCCAGGAGUACUCCCGGUCUAUCAGCCAGCUGUACCCGGACAUCCGAAUCCACGGGGAAAAUUAUCCUCCCAAACUCCUCAACAAAUAUAUCGCAAAUUUCAUCUCCUAUUUUAAACUGCUCGCCAUUGCCCUGAUCGUCACUGGACAGAAUCCUUUCCAAAUGCUCGGCGCGAACACACCAAGAGUUUGGUCCUGGGGUCAAGAAAAUAAGAUAUUCUCAUGUCUCAUGGUGUUCUUCCUCAGUAACAUGUUAGAGACCCAGUUAUUGUCUACAGGAGCAUUUGAGAUAACGUUAAAUGAUGUUCCCAUUUGGUCAAAGCUGCAGUCAGGAUAUGUACCAAACAUCCAGGAGCUCUUCCACAUUCUGGACAACCACCUCAAGAUGAAUCAGGCCGACAACGUCAAAUUUGCCUCGCAGUAGCACCGCUGUUCAAGCUGAGACAGAGGUGUCUGGGGCUGUUUUUCUGGGCAGAGGGACCGUGGACCAUGGCUUAAUGAAGGCCUGCACUGCAAACAGCUUGCUGUGGGUGCAGACUGGAUGCUCCUGCCAUCACACACCCUUCCUCUGGCCAGCGACGCACUCCUCCAGACUGACUCGAUCUCUGCCGGCCAGCAUGCUAUUAGCAUCCGUGGUGUGAACGUCAUUCACGAGUUGGACGCACUAACCUUUUGUUUUUAAAUGCUCAAACCAGAGAUUUAUGAGCAAGUAUGACCAAAUAUGUGGAAGUCAGAAAUGUGUCAUUAAUGUCUCCCAUUGGUCUGCAAAUGUUUGAAUCAUCAUAGAUAUGUUUGUCAGGUGGCGCCAUGUAUACAGGAUCUUUCGCAUAUAUCUACAUAUUUAAAUUAUGUUGGAUCACUUCUUCAGGGUCAGGGAAAUAUUUGUGCCGACGUGCAAUUUGUUUACUAUAACACUUUUAAUUAAAGGUGUAAUUUGAUCAGCUGAGCCGGGUUUUGAUGGGGAAACAUGGUAUCUAUUGGGAUCCGCAGGUUCAUUCUGUCUCUUUAGUUCUUCAAUCUUUUUGUAGCAAUGUUAAGCUGCCUGUUUAGAAAAGGUGUUGUAAUAAUAUAAAAGGUACUCCUCAUUUUUAAAAGCUUCAAUUUUUUUAUUUUUUUUCCCCCAUUUAGGUGGAGUAAUGAGAAUCCUCUUCUAAUCUUAGUCAUGAAAUUGUAACCUAGGUGACAUUUUGUUGGAAUUUAGCUUGAGAGCACUGAAAUUUGAUCAUUGUUUCAAAAAAUAAAGACUAUAAAAAUG